UCGCUGAAGCCGAUCAUGACCUGCUGUGAAGGAUGGACGUCCUGCAAUGGAUUCAGCCUGCUGGUUCUUCUUCUACUGGGAAUAAUUCUCAACGCAAUCCCUUUAAUUGUCAACUUAGUUGAUGAAGGCCAGUUUUUGCAAAACCCCAUCUCUUGCUUUGAGUGGUGGUUCCCAGGAAUUAUAGGAGCAGGGCUGAUGGCCGUUCCAGCAACAACAAUGUCCUUGGCAGCAAGAAAGAGAGCGUGCUGCAACAACAGAAUGGGGAUGCUUCUGUCGUCACUUCUGAAUGUAUUCACGGUCAUUGGCGCAGUGUACUGCAUGUUGGUAUCUCUCCAGGCUCUCUUGGAAGGCCCUCUCAUUUGCAACUCUCAAGUGAACAGCACAUCCAGUUGUGAAUUUUCAUUCCGUAACUUAAGCGACAUCCAUCCGGAAUCCUUCAAUCUUCAGUGGUUCUUCAGGGAGUCCUGCUUGGAUCCUCUCGAGGUCAUGGAUCCCACCGUCAGUGGUGUCACGGCUGGGGACGGGAGGCACCACGGCUUGCACUUCGAUUCUGAAGAAAACAAACACCGGACGAUCCACUUAACAGUCUUCCUGAGCCUGCUGCUCGUGGCGAUUUUCCAGCUCCUGUUCGGGCUCAGUCAGAUGGCCGUCGGUCUUCUUGGCUGUCUGUGUGGCGUCACUAAGCGGAGAAGUAGGGUUGUGUAGUUUCGUGGCUGGCAAGUGGGAAUAUUAGCAGUUGGAAUGAUCUGAGGUUUGCGUUUAAAAGACACUCUUUCAGAAGUUCAAUAGUGGAACACUGUCCAGGAAGCCGCGGGAGUCUUUUUAGGCCAAAAGUUAUCUUUGAGGUGAUUAAAAAAAAAAAACUCAGCCUUUCACAGAAAACCAG
Molecule: messenger RNA, 886 nt
Organism: Suricata suricatta (meerkat)
Lineage: Eukaryota; Metazoa; Chordata; Mammalia; Carnivora; Herpestidae
Gene: TM4SF20
Product: transmembrane 4 L six family member 20
Exons: 4
Coding region: 16-705 (229 amino acids)
Cellular component (GO): membrane
Source: RefSeq, a predicted model, not a curated record